UUUUCCCUGUAUCGGAAAGUGUUUGAAAACGUUGUCGACACCUGCUUGGAACGCAAAAAGUUGCUUCGGGAGCUGGUUGGAAGGAUCGCGAUGGACACCGAGCAAUGCGGCACCGAAAAGAUCCCAUUGACCUACACAGUUUCUACAAAGAUGAUCAAAAGACUCUGCCCCCAACAUCGAGAACACUACCAACGAAUCUGUUUUAUCCACAACUUAUGCCUGGAGUCGAUUAUUGGCAAGAAGGGCAUGACGAAGGAGAUGUGUGAUCAGACAUACUGUGACCUGUUGAUGUACAUGGUCCGCUCCACCGACAACAACCCAAAGUGCGGGCAAGUUGGCCAGAAUUUUUGUGGAAUCGCCCAGUCCUACAACCUCACCCCGGAACAAUUGGGCCAGAACAAGAACGCGACAAUUUUGCCUGAAGCCGAGCCCACCGAGGCCGAGUCGCCAUAUAUU
Molecule: messenger RNA, 456 nt
Organism: Mesorhabditis spiculigera
Lineage: Eukaryota; Metazoa; Nematoda; Chromadorea; Rhabditida; Rhabditidae
Source: the annotation of a GenBank genome assembly